Molecule: messenger RNA, 11324 nt
Organism: Coccinella septempunctata (seven-spotted ladybird)
Lineage: Eukaryota; Metazoa; Arthropoda; Insecta; Coleoptera; Coccinellidae
Product: cubilin
Exons: 64
Coding region: 80-11263 (3727 amino acids)
Molecular function (GO): calcium ion binding
Source: RefSeq, a predicted model, not a curated record
AGAUCAGCUCAAACAGUUUAAUGCUCCACAGUAGCUUCAAUCGGUUCACAGUUCGAGAAAAUGUGUAAUUGAGGUGAAAAUGGAAAAUUUCCUAUUUUUCCAUUUGUUAGUGUACUUUUUGUGCGCUGACUAUGGUACAUCUAUUAGACGACCGCAAAUAAGUUUAGAAGGUGGAACCCUUCGUAUUCGACCACUCAAGGGAAAAAAUAUUCUAUUGGAUACUUCAGGGAAAGGAACAGUUCUUCUAAAUGGGGUAGACCUAUCUGAAGCAGUAAAAAUGGUUCUCAAAUCCUCCAAUAUUCUGGACAAGUACACAACGAAUUUCGAGGAUUCUUUCAACAAAAUAGACCAGUUCGAAAAAACCCUGACAGAUAAAUCUACUGGACUUGUGAAGAAAAUUUUACGUCUGGAGGCAGAAGUUUCGGGUUUGACUAACGUUACUUCUAGUCCUGUGUCAAACACAAAGCUCACUAGACUCACGAAACAGCUGCAAACUGCAAUGGCGGACUUGGCAACUCUUACCAGUUUGCUGAGUCAGGACGAUUGCAAAAGUAAUCCCUGUUCGAAUGGUGGAACAUGCCAAGACCUGUUCAACAAUUUCAUUUGCCACUGUCCUGACGAAUGGGAGGGUCAACGUUGUGAUGUGGACGUAAACGAAUGUGCAAGAUUCGUUGGGACUGAUUUAGGAUGCCAAAAUGGGGCGACUUGUAUCAACAAACCAGGAUCCUACCAAUGUUUGUGUACAAAUGGAUGGUAUGGCAUCCAUUGCACCAGAAGAUCUAAAGAUUGCGAUUCAGCAAGUUCAUCGAGUCUUUGCGGCCACGGAACUUGCGUGCCCCAAAAUACCGAUCUUGGAUAUAAAUGCAUAUGUGACCAGGGCUAUACGAACAGCGGACCUUCUGAACAAUGUGUUGAUGUUGACGAAUGCAAAUCCGGGCGCGCUGUCUGUUCCGUCAACCCUUUGGUUAAUUGCAUCAACACCCCUGGUUCUUUUCGUUGCGGCAACUGCCCAGAAGGUUUCACUGGAAAUGGAUACUAUUGCACUGACAUAAACGAAUGUCAAAACAUGCAGAAUGGAUGUAGCAGAAAUCCGUCAGUUGAAUGUAUCAACACCCUGGGCUCCUAUAAAUGUGGACCUUGCCCACCUGGAUAUCUUGGCGAUGGUAGAACUUGUACCUACAAAGGAAUUUGCAACGUGAACAAUGGCGGAUGUCACCCUCUGGCUUCUUGCAGGGAAAACCAAAAUAAUCCAAUGUCACUAGUAGAGUGCAUCUGCCCCCCUGGUUACCUUGGAAAUGGUUUGGGACCAAAUGGUUGUAUUGUCUCGAGGACCCCCUGGUCUCCCUGCAAUCCAAACCCAUGCAGAAACGGAACGUGCAUAGUUGGUAACAAUUCAACUUAUACCUGCAGAUGUGAACCACCCAAUUUUGGUAAAAAUUGCGAACUUAGUAUGUCUCCAUGCGCUGGCAAUCCCUGCAAAAAUGGAGGUACCUGUUCACCUCGAGGGUUCUACUUUAGAUGCUCAUGUACAAAUUCUUGGACUGGACCCACUUGCGCAACUGAAAGGAGCGCAUGUGGAGGUGUCAUCAGCCAAGAAAGUGGCACCUUGAGGUACCCACCAAUCAAUUUUUCAUUGAGACCAGAGGUACGCAGCUGUGCAUGGAUUAUUGAGACAUCGAAAAACCAAAUUUUGAAACUCGUUUUCAAAGAGUUCCACAUGAAAUACACGAAGGAAUGUAACAAGGAUUGGUUGCAGAUGCACGAUGGUAGAAACACAGCCACCCACACUUUGGGAAGAUACUGCGGUAACAAUCUGCCCAAAAACGGAUCCUUCCUAACGACUCACAACUCGGUAUACAUUUGGUUCAGAACUGAUGGCACCUCUUCAGAUACAGGUUUCGAAUUGAGUUGGAAUUCUACCACUCCAACGUGCGAUUUCAACAUCAGUGCCACUAGUCAUGGUUCUAUACAAUCCCCUGGAUCACCUGGAAAUUACCCUAAUAAUAGGGAUUGUUUCUGGAUGAUAAACGCACCUGCUGGAAGAAGAUUGCUCUUCCAGUUCUUCAGUUUCGAUGUAGGAAGCUCUGUGAACUGCAGUGGGGAUUAUUUGGAGAUCUUUUCAUCCUCGACUCAAGAUAAUCCACCUUAUUCGAAAUAUUGCAACAGUUCUGUGCUUCCAUCGAACUUGUACAUGCCAGGCUCAGUAGCGGUAAUCCAUUUUCAUUCUGACGACACCGUGCAGCAUCCUGGUUUCCAGAUGAGUUAUUCUGUAGUUGAAGGUAUACCCGGAUGCGGUGGUACUUACACCACGAGCCGUGGAGAAAUACAGUCACCCUCUUAUCGCGGCAGAUACCUGUCGGAUCUGGACUGCGAAUACAGGAUCAAGUUGGCACCGCAGCUCAGGGUUAAGCUAGAGUUUGUGUCCUUCGAACUUGAACAUGACAGCAGCUGUAAAUUCGACUAUCUCGAAAUCUUCGAGGGUCCCGACACAAGCUCGCCUUUGAUCGGUAGAUACUGCGGUUCGAGUUUACCAGGACCUUAUUUAUCAAACGGCAACGAGUUGACCAUUCGGUUCAAAUCGGAUUGGGCUACAGGCUUCAAAGGAUUUGUCCUGAGAUAUGAGACAGUAUGCGGUGGGAAAUUCACCGAAAAAACAGGAAUCAUCUCAUCAGACGGAUACCCAAAUCGCUAUGCUCCAGGUGUUUCCUGUUUGUACGAAAUUAUUCAGCCCCCAGGAUACAUAAUCAGCCUCAAGUUCCUAGAUUUUCGUCUGGAGCAUCCUUCAGGUACAGAUGAGCCAUGCUACGAUUAUGUAGAGAUCAGGGAUGGAGACACAGAAAAUUCAACAUUGAUCGGAAGAUACUGCAACGAAACACCACCACCAGAGAUCAUUUCAAGUUUCAAUUACCUCUGGAUAAAGUUUAACACAGAUGAGAGCGUCAGCGGUGAAGGCUUCAGGGCAAAUUAUAGUGUAACAGACAUAGGGUGUGGAGGAGUGCUGAAGGAAAAUGCCGGGGUAAUCUCACCCCAAUUCGACGCUGGCAAUUAUGGUUCGAAACUGAACUGCAACUGGGUCAUAAAAGCACCACCGGGCAAUCUGAUCCGCGUGAUCUGGGCUACUUUCCAACUGAAGCAGAGGUACUUCUGCGAUCGUGAAUACAUCCAGGUCUUCGACAAUAAUACCAUCACUGGUAGAGGCGGAUUGGUGGGAAAAUUCUGCGGAAAUAAGCUGCCACCUUCGUUCAUCAGUACCUCGAACGUUGUUACCUUAUCUCUAGUUCUGGAAAGGUCAGUUAUUACCAGCAGCGGUUUCACACUCUCCUACAAUUUCGUCAAAGAGGCCAAACUAUGUGGUGGAGACUUCCAUUCGGCUGGUGGCGUCAUAAGAUCUCCAAAUUAUCCAGCUGAAAUUUCACCGAACGCUGAUUGUGUCUGGACCAUUACCGUCCCACAAAAUCACCAGAUCCUUCUCAACGUCACCGAUUUCCACAUGGAUAAUAACGACCAAUGCAGAUACGAUUAUCUGGAAAUAAGAAAUGGAAAAUCCGCAUCAUCUCCCCUCAUAGGUCGUUACUGCGGUAGCAAAUCGCCAAAAUUGGUAUCCUCCCACGCGAAUCAGAUGUAUAUUCACUUCAAAACUGAUAACCAUGGGUUAGGAGGAUGGUUUGAACUCGUUUGGGAAUCAGCUGCAACUGGUUGUGGCGGUAUACUAUCGGCGGUUUCAGGUUCAAUCGUGUCUCCAAUGUACCCAGAACCUUACAACAAAUUCACGGAUUGUUACUGGAAAAUAUCAGUCAGUGCAGGAUCGCUUGUGCAGAUCAUUUUCACUGAUAUAGAUUUGGAGCCUCACAGUUUCUGUCUGCUGGAUUACGUAGAGGUAUUUGACGGCUCUAGUGCUGCUUCUAAAUCCUUGGGAAGAUUCUGCAGCUUGACGCAUCCAACCUUCAUUCGUACCACCCAGAAUCACGCUUUUGUGCGUUUCAGAUCCGACGUAAGCUAUCAAGGCAGAGGUUUUCAACUUCAGUAUACAACAGUUUGCCAGAACAAUAUAACAGGCUUCUUUGGGGUAAUCGAAAGUCCCAACUUCCCAAAUCGCUAUCAGCUGCCGGAAGAAUGUGUUUGGAACAUCAAUGUUGAAGCUAAGAAUAAGAUUAAUAUCACAUUUACAUCAUUUGAUGUUAGAGCGUGGAACGACCAUGGAAAUAAGACAUGCGCUUCUAAUGGCUUAGAGAUCAAGUAUGCCGCUGAUGAUUACACGGGAACUGACACCGUAGUUUAUAACACUUAUGGAAAAUAUUGUGGACACAUUGAUACCCCUAAGUUGCUGACACUGGACCACGACAAAGUUCAAAUCAGUUACAGGACGAAAUCUACCAUGGUAGGUUCUGGAUUUAGGCUAGAAUGGGCCCUGGAAGGCUGCGGUGGAAAACUUUACAAUUCGGGUACAAUUCACUCGCCAAAUUAUCCAAAGGGAUAUCCAGAAUCAGCAGCUUGCAGGUGGGAGAUAGAAACGGAAUUUGGAAAUUCCAUAGUAUUGACGUUCAAUGAGAUCGACUUAGAGAGGACGAAUGGGUGUCAUUACGAUUCUAUACAGGUUUACAAUGGGCCAGACAACACGUACCCACAAAUAGCGCAUUUUUGUCAUCAAGACACUCCUAUUGAAGUGAGAAGCAAUGGUAACAAGAUGGGCAUUUAUUUCUCAACAGACUCCUCCUAUCAGGGAAAAGGAUUUUCCGCCAAUUUCAGCUCAGUUAAAUCAAAAUGCGGUGGAAAAUUAACAUUGGCAAAGGGCUCCAUAUUUUCACCCAAUUAUCCGAAAAACUACAACAGAAACGACUCCUGCGAGUGGCUACUUGAAGUAGAUGAAAAUCACCUCAUCGAUUUGGAAUUCGAAGAAGUCGACUUGAUGAAAACGGACACGUUCUGUAACAGAAAUUACAUCAAGGUCCACGAUGGACCAAGUGCAGCCUAUCCAAUUUUGGCCACAGUUUGCGGUACGAAAAAACCAAAUAAAACUAUAACAUCCACCCACAAUACGAUGUUCGUAGAAUUUUUCGGCGGUACAUUUGUUACUUCGAAAGGAUUUCUCGCACACUUCCAUAAGGCUUGUGGAGCACGUAUUGUAGCGUCGGUUAGUGGAGAAAUACAGAUGCAUCCAGAAUUCGUCGACAACAACCGUAUAACAAAUUGUUCUUGGACAAUUGUGGCCCCCGAGCCAAAUCAACACAUCGCCCUUACCAUAACCCACAUGAACCUGAGGUUCAUGGACUGUACAGGCAGCUCUUCUGUGAGCGUUUACGAUGGUGAAAGCGACAAUGGGACGUUACUUGGUUCCUACUGUGGCAGAUCAGUCCCUGGAAUGUUGCUCAGUAGGGGAAACGCACUCCAUAUUGUUUCCGAAGUAUACGUAUACUUAAAUGCGAACUACGAAGUAUUUGAUUCGACUUGUGGCGGUACUUUCAACACCCUUGGAGGCAUGAUCAUUUCUCCAGGUUUCAUUGAUGGAAUUCCUAAUUCGUCGUCAGAAUACGAAUGUGAAUGGACCUUACAAACAGCUCCAGGGAAUUUCAUCAGUAUCACUUUCCAAGAUUUCAAAUUACCGCAAUCGGAAAAAUGUAAAACUGAUUAUUUGGAGUUGCGUCGUUACAACUCCAGUGGGAAACUUAUGGGAACAUAUUGUGGGGAUGAGAAACCUGCAGAUAUGACUUUGGAGGGUGGUGUAUGGUUAUACUUGAAGACUUCAGAGAAUAGAGAAGGAACUAAAACCGGAUUUAAAGCAAGCUACUCCACAGCUUUCAAUAACGUUCUGAACGCCCCAUCCGGACAAAUCGCUAACCCACUUUACCCUGAAUAUUUCACCAUCUACGAGGAUUACACUUGGCGAAUUUCGGUAACAUUCGGCAAGAAAAUUGUCAUCAAAUUCAAGGAAAUGUCUCUUGGUUCCCAUUACGAAACAGAAUGCGCUGCCACUGGAAUGAAGAUAUACGAUGGUAUGGACAGUUCGGCUGUAGUGCUGAAGGAAAUCUGCGAUUUUGAAAUCCCAGAACCCGUGAAGACUUCCUCCAACGAAGCUUACAUCACGGUCUCCUUCACAGCUGGACAAUCCAAAUUCCUGAUCGAAUGGGAGGAAAUCGAGAGCUACAAUUCGCCCCAAGCGAAAAAUACCACAGUUGAAGGGUGCGGUUCUAGCGACGUCAUUGACAUGACGUCCCUGAGGAAUUACACGUUGAAGUCCCCAGGAUAUCCUGAUGGAUAUGCAGAUCAGCUGAAAUGUGACUGGACAUUCAUGACGUCUUCAUCGAACCACUUGGCCAUCACUUUCUUGUGGUUUGAUCUGAAAUCUUCGUACGGUGUCUACUAUUCCUGCAGUUACAUGGAUUCUGUUGAGAUAUUUUCAGGGAACGAGAAAACUGACGAAUGGAAAUCAAUCAAGAAAAUCUGUACCGUGAACGAAACUAACUCUGUAUAUUCAACCACGAAUAUGAUGAAGAUUAGUUUCGUCACAGAUUACAGUGGAAACGGUACAGGUUUCAAAGCUGAAAUCAAAGAAGAGUGUGGAGGUGAAAUAUUUAAAGCUGAAGGAAGCAUAAUAUUUGACGAGCAGCACCCUAGAGGUCGAAGAUGCCAAUGGAACAUCACAGUACCAACUGGAAAAACUAUAGAGGUCGAUUUUCUCCACAUGGACAUAGCACCAGGCCAAGAAGAAGGAUGCAAGAAUUACGUGAUGCUAAGGAAUGGGUUGCAAUCCGACUCACCACCCUUAGGAGCUGGAAAGUAUUGUGGAACAAACGGACCAACACUGAAGACGACUAGCAAUCGACUAGGAGUGAAAUAUUCUGGAUCUCCCAACGUCAAGGGUUUCAUUUUGCGUUUCAAAUCGGUAUCCUACGAAUGUGGCGGUAACACUGAACUCACCGUUUUCGGGAAUUCAACGACGAUUUCAUCCCCCAACUACCCCAACAUCCCACCGCCACACACCGAUUGUAUCUGGAUCAUAAGAUCGCCGCCAGGUACCUCCAUACAGCUCGAUUUCCACGGAAGAUUCGAUUUGACUCAAUCCGAAGGGUGUACUUCAGAAGCUGUUGAAGUUAGAAAUGGAGCAACAGAAUACUCUCAACCCAUCGGAAAAUUCUGCAAAACCCUGCCUAGUACUCAGUUCUCGACUGAUAACAUGAUGUUCGUGAAGUAUUUCACUGACGUCGAUGAUCCUAGGAAUGGCUUUAAAGCCACCGCAACUAUAGCUACAUGUGGGGGCACUUAUAGAGGUAUCCAUGGAAAAAUCUCUUGGUCAGCCGAUGACAGCAGGAUGCACCAAAGCAAGAAUAAUUGCACAUGGCGAAUUGUUGCACCACAAGAUUACAAUCUCGUUCUAAAGGUAGAUGCUUUAGAUAUGCCACUGAUGAGUAUCGGUUGCAGUGGAAGCCUUAAAGGCAUACAGAUUUAUUCAGUGGAUCCAGUACAACAUAAAGAGGUCUUUGUCAAGAAAAUUUGCACCCGUUUGGACACCCAAGAUAUAGCCAUCAACUCUAACGAGGCUGUCAUACAUUACAAACAUGUUGCAUCUUCGUUCUCUACGAAGAAAUUUGUACUGGCCUACAACGCAACGAAGCAGAAUUGCAGCUUCAACUUGAACACCCCAACUGGCAGAAUCCAAACGCCAGGCUAUCCCAGACACGCAUACCGCCUAAUUCAUUGCAAGUGGAUCAUAAGGGUUCCAGAGGGAAGAAGGAUAAAGCUUACCUUCACCGAUCUGGAUCUGGACGAAAACUUGGACUUCCAAAACCAGGGUAUCGCAAUGCUGGACAGCGGAAGCACCAGGAUGUCCAUAGCUUUCAUCCGCUUCAACAACGGAAGCACCACGGAUGGAAGGAGACAAUUUGAGACAAGCUCCAACAUGUUGACGAUGUUCUAUUGGUCGGUGAAUGCACACGGUCGCGGAUUCGCGGCAUACUACGAUUCCAACCAGCCAACAGUCUGCCAGGGUUCUUUCAACGAAACUAGUGGCAGUAUCUCAGUGCCAAAUGCCACUUCGUUCUUCUGUUCUUGGAAGAGGCAACAAACCUCAUGGAAUACAACGUUGAAGGUCUCGGCGACUAUGCAUGUCAAAUCGAAACGCAGUGCAAGUUUAAAUUGUAGAAACGGAAACUCUGCAAUGAUGAUAUAUAACCCUGAUUACCCUUGGAAUUUGCAGUUUGCUCUUUGCACCAAUACAACUAAACCUGUCGUAUUAAGAACCUCCUACCCAACGCUUAGCCUUCAGGUAUGGGGAAGGAGGGAAUUAUUGAACUACACAUUGGAUUAUGAUACCUACCCUUGUGGAGGACUGAUAACGGACGAAAGUGGACAAAUAACCACGCCAAAUUUCCCGAAUAAGCCAUCGUCUUCUGCUGAAUGCAGUUGGGUAUUGAAACUGCCGAAGAAUCAGCAGAUAAACGUAACCUUCGUUUCGCUAGACCUAGGCGAAGACUGCGAGAAAAAUUUCGUAGAAAUUUUCAAUGGAGCCUCACCCAAGUCUCCCAGAAUAGCCAAGUUCUGCAAGGCAAACGCACCAACUGUUGGGCCUUCCAAUACCCACUCAGUGAUUUCAGAGAGGAACACUUUGAUUAUCAAUUAUCAUAUCGCGGCUGAUGGUAAGGGAAAAGGAUUCAAUAUCACCUACCAGCCAGUUAUAAAUGGGUGCGGAGGGGUAUUCCACGACAAGAAUCGAAUCAUUCAAUCCCCAGGAUAUCCGAAGAACUACCCCAACAAUAGCGAGUGCGUUUGGGAGAUACGAGCCCCAGAAGGAUUCCACAUCGGUCUUUCUUUCAUUGGCAGAUUUCAUCUAGAGGAGAGCGAUGAUUGCGUUGAUGAUUUCCUGAAGGUUUGGGACUGGAAAAUGAAUGACUGGCAACUGCUGAAGACGCUGUGUGGCAGAGAAACUCCAACCAGUGUCAAUUCGACAGAAAACAGGAUGAAAAUAAUGUUCAGGAGCAACGCGAAGAUCCGAGCUCAAGGGUUCAAGGCAAGGUGGGAAUUCAACUGUGGUGGAACUUUCGUGGCUAAGAACACCCUCCAGACGAUCGUCAGUCCUGGUUAUCCCGAUAAAUAUCCCAGCAGCAUACAGUGCGUCUAUAAGAUAGUUCCUCCGAACGCAAAACAAUAUGUCCAUUUGAAGUUCCACGAUUUCGAGUUGGAGUACGGUAUGCCAAGUUGUGUUUCCGACAAUGUUACAGUGACAAGUUUGAGUACAUAUUACGAUCGUUCGGUGCGGACUCUAUACUGUGAUAAAGUAAUGCCACCGGAAAAUUCUUACAAGGAUGGGGUUAAGAUCACCUUCACUACCGACUCCUGGCUCGUGAGGAGAGGUUUCAAAUUUUCCUUCACUACCACAGGAUGUGGUGGUAACAUUACGGUCCCUACGCAGAUUUCAACCCCUAAAAUUUCACUGGAUUCCUCCUACUUAGGCUAUAUCGACUGCGAAUGGAAGAUUAUAGCACCGCCUAAAAAGAUCAUAGCUUUAAGGUUCGUCCAAUUCAUCACACCCUACACCGCCUCCUGUUCCUAUGACAACGUGAUUAUCUACGACGGAUUAGAGAGGAACAGCGAGAAUAAACUGGCAACUUUAUGCGGGAACCUCACCACAAACCCACCAACAUUAAACAGCCCCAACAACACCCUGACCAUAUCCGCGAACAUAGAUCCGAAUUACAAAGAUAUGAACAUCUUGAUCGACGUUUUCUUCACUGCAGGUCCCUCUGAAGGAUGUGGAGGUACCUUCAACCUCACAUCAACGAUGACGAUCAGAUCUCCCAGUAUGAAAGAGAAUAAUGAGAUCGGCGAUUGCUAUUGGAAGUUCAUGGCUCCUGUGGAUUACACGAUAGAAUUUGAAAUUACCGACCUGAAUAUGCCCACCUGUAGCAAGAGGAAUUGCUCUUGUAGCUUCCUAGAGUUCAGGGAUGGUGGCAGCUCAUUAUCCACCCUAAUCAGCAGGCUGUGCAAUUCAACAUCUCCCGUGACCAAAUACCAAACCUCAACUCGCUACGGGUUCCUGAGAUUCUACAUGGACAGCCCGCAAAGCAACUCUUUCAGCAUAAGAGCAAGACCAAUUAUCUCUCCUUGCGGCAAGUCCUUGCUGAAUGUCACGAAGGAGUUACAGAAUAUCACCUCUCCCAAUUACCCGAACACUUAUCCGGAGAACAUAAGGUGUAGGUGGAUUCUGCAAUCCGAGGCGAGCUACAAGAAGAUGGUGCUCAGGUUUAAGGAGUUCAAUCUGGCAGACGAAACGGUUGGUUCUGGACCGGAGGAUGAGUGCAAGUUUGACUUCUUGGAAAUCGAGAACGGAAAUCAACACGAGGCUUACGGAAAAGGCUUAGGGCCUAGUACAGUUUUCGCAGGUAGAGGAAAAAGUUCAAUAACUUACGAAUAUGCACUCAUGGGCGUGCACACUUUCUGCGGCAGAAACAGUCGCAUGUUCGAUUAUUAUUCUCCAACAGGCUCUUUAUCCUUGAUAUUCCAGAGCAAGUCUGGGAUGAAUCACGGCAAAGGUUUCCUGAUACAAUAUCAGCUAACAGGUUGUAACAGAAACUACACUGAUGAUUACGGAAAAAUUGUGUUCUCGCUGAGCGAAAAAGAGGACUGCCUUAUCGGUAUAACAGUUGCUUCUAAUAAAACUAUAUCUCUAUAUUUCGCGGAAUUUUUCUCGUUCAAUUCGGAUAACUGCUCGGAUGAGUACGUCAAGGUGAUAGACGGAGAUUUGAACAAAGGGAAGGAGUUAAGAAACUUAUGUGGCUUCGAAAGGGCCAACUCGAUCUUCAGCACCACAAAUCAAAUAUGGCUGAAAAUUCGUUCAGAAAAAAAUGCCUUGGAUUUGCACGUAGACCUCACGUACACCUCGACGGACAAGGGCAGAGGGUGUGGAGGGACGAUUUACGAUAUUUCUGGAACUUUCACCAGUCCUAUGUAUCCGAACGACUUCAGAAAUAAUACACAGUGCGUUUGGUACAUAAGGGGACCGCCAGGGACCACGCUGGAACUCCGAAUUGAUGUUUUCGACAUCCAAGCCAGCUGUGACGUGAACUACCUGAAAGUUACAACAUUCGAUAACGGUGUACAAAAUGAACAUGAAUUCUGUAAAGGGGACGAUCCAGCUGUGCUUACUUCGGAUGGUAAAUUGACUGUUCUUUAUCAAGCAGCAGUUCACAAUGGGGGUGUAGGGUGGACUGCUUCGUUCAGAGCGACGGAGCAAGACCAUCAAUUGAGUUAUGUUCCAAUAGCCAUCGAUUGACGGCGUUUGAGAGAGCAGAAGAAUGUAACUUGAGAAUUUUUAAUAAAUAAUUUGUGGAAAU